Molecule: messenger RNA, 2330 nt
Organism: Triplophysa dalaica
Lineage: Eukaryota; Metazoa; Chordata; Actinopteri; Cypriniformes; Nemacheilidae
Gene: grb7
Product: growth factor receptor bound protein 7
Exons: 15
Coding region: 200-1789 (529 amino acids)
Biological process (GO): signal transduction
Source: RefSeq, a predicted model, not a curated record
UGUAAUCGACGGGUUUGGUCCGCCUACCGCUGAGGUGUUUUCAGGCGAUACUCGACUGGUAGUUUGACUUUUGUGAAGACGAUGUUACUCAUGCUGAAUGACAAACUCGUCAAACGCUCUCACACUUCUGUUUAUGUCGCGAUAAACUGUAACCGAAGAGCUGUCACUCACAGAGGAGCGCGAGCUGCGUGUCGCGGUGAUGGAGGUCAAAGGUUGCAGGUCAGAGGUGGAAGUGUUUAGCAGGUCAUCGGUCGAGAUGAUGUCCAGACCCGAUUCUCUGGCGGUUAGCUGUUCUUCGUCACAGAGCUUUCAGACGCCUCGAUCUCUUCCUCUGACUAUCACAAACACACACAGGUCUCGGGGGGAUUUCCGACCAGCUUCUGAUCCGUUGAUUCCCAAUCCAUUUCCUGAACUGUGCAGUCCGACACACUCGCCCGUGCUGAACACGUCUCUCGGCAGCAGGGAGAAAGCGUCCGACAGCAGCGAGCAAGUUCUGAGGGUGUAUGGCGAUGGUACACACAGUCGUUCAGUCUUGGUGUCGUCAGGGGCAACCGCACAUGAUGUGUGUCACAUGCUGGCUCAGGCGGCACACUGUAUGGAUGAGGAGAGCUGGGCACUCAUAGAACAUCAUUCUGCUUUGGGUCUGGAGCGCUGUUUAGAAGAUCAUGAACGUGUGGUACAAAUUCAGUCCUCCUGGCCACCAGAGAGCGACACAAAGCUGAUCUUCCGCAAAAAUUACGCAAAGUACGAGUUCUUCAAAAAACCUGUGCUGUUUUUCCCAGAACACAUGAUCUCCAACAGUGCUGAUGUCACUAAAGGAAUGACAUCAUCAGAGCUGGUGCAGAGUUUGGUAAAGAGUGGCUCGUGUCCUGAGAUCCAAGGGUGUCUUAAUGUGAGAGAGGGCGGAAAGAAAUCCUGGAAGAGGCUUUACUGUUUCUUACGGCGCUCAGGACUCUAUUGCUCCAGCAAAGGCCAAUCAAAGGAACCUCGACACUUGCAGUUCAUCGCAGAUUUGGAGGAUCUGAAUGUGUUCACAGUGUUCAACGGGCGUAAACUUCACAGCGCUCCGGGCGAGCAUGUCUUCUGCAUCAAGGCCUCGAAAGACAGGUUUCGAUCACAGGACUUGAAGCUGAUGUGCGCUGACAGCGAGUCGAGUCGAACGUGCUGGAUCACAGCCUUCAGAUUGUUUAAGCAUGGGAAACAGCUCCAGUGUAAUUACCAGCUCGCCCAGUCGGGUUCUAGUGUGAACAAACCACGCCCAGAAUCCAAGUUUACAGACAGAGACGAGUCGAUGGUUGCCAUGGAUUUUUCAGGGAACAGCGGACGUGUGAUCCAGAACCCACACGAGGCCCAGAUCGCCGAGCAGGAGGAGGGACACAACUGGCGGAAGCGAGAGUCUCUGCGAUUCAGUUUACAGAACAGCACAAGUCAGGGGUCGCAGUUCACCCGCGAGCAUUCCCCGGUUCAUCGGGUUCAGCCGUGGUUCCAUGGGGGUGUGUCUCGUAGGGAAGCUCAAAAGCUGUUGGAGGAACAGGGUCAAGUUGACGGGAUGUUUCUGAUUCGCGACAGUCAGCAGCACGCACAAUGCUUUGUGUUGUCCUUGUGUCAUAAACUGAAGACAAAACACUACCUCAUCAUUCCUUUAGUGCAGGGAGUACGUCAGUACUACACAAUGGAUGACGGUGUCACACUCUUCACAGAUCUUCUGCAGUUGGUGGAGUUUCACCAGAUUAACCGUGGCAUCUUACCUGUGUGUCUGAAACACCCUUGCACUUGCAUUGCACUCUGAACUUUGACCUUUGCCCUAACAUCAUACAAAUCACUGGACUUUAACCUUGCGCAGUGCUUGAGUCACGAGAUGUAAGGACAUUCUGCAGUUUUUACAAUUCACAAUUUCUCACAUGCAGGCCAAUAAUGUCUGUAUAUUUAAGUGCAAGCAAAUAAUUUAUUUUUGAUUUAAUGUAUAGGACUUACACACUCGCGAUAUUAUUGUUUAACAGUCCCAACCACCCCAAAUACUCAACUUUUUUAGUUUUGUUCUGUUCAUUUUCUUCGCAAACUCUGUCUGUGUGUGUUUCUGAAUCUGAAACGAUACAGUUGAAGGAGAAUUUUCAUCCUCAGACAGCAGGUGGCGCACUGACACUUUGAGUAGCUAACAGGCUGGUCCUCUAAGAAUAGUGCUGAUUGCGUGAAUAAGUUUUAGUGUCGUGUAUGGAUACUUUUAUGACCCUAAGAAGUUGUGAAACGCAGUUUGAAUGUAGCAGAAUAUAUAUGAUUAAAGGGUGCGCAUUUCAUGAAGCAGAACAUUAAAGUCAGUUUACAUUUGUUUA